Messenger RNA from Physella acuta, 1273 nucleotides. RefSeq lists its product as uncharacterized. The record is from RefSeq and is a predicted model, not a curated record. Lineage: Eukaryota; Metazoa; Mollusca; Gastropoda; Physidae.
UCUGUACCUUUAUCUAGUCGACCAUCAUUUCUGGUGUCGACAUUACAACACUAACCAUGGCGUCUGCAACGCCCUCUUCGUGUUUUAUCCUGGUUGUCUUCUUGAUGCUGUGCAGGCCUGUCGUUAUGGAAUCGAGGCUAGACGAGUUCUGCAAAUUUUUGGGUGAAAACAAAACACCUCUUGCAAAUGACAUUGACUGUAAAACUCUGGCUAAAGACGAACUUCUGUCAAUCGUCAACGUCUUAGCUAAAUACAAAAAUAAAUCAAAAGUUAACGAAACCGCAGCAGACCAAGACGAAGAACGAGUCGAGAUCGAGAAGGUUCUUGUGCAAAUUGUGACCAAGAAGCUACAAAAUCGUCUAAAAGACCCGAAUCCCAAGAAGACAAGAGAAGCGCCAGACUUCGUAAAAAGGCAUCUCAAAUCUGGCCAGAGACACCAGAGCAGAAACAGAGCCGGCGUCAGUUCUAAAGGAAAAAAUGGCAGCCGAAAAAUUGUAACUACAACAGGAGCCCCAUUAGCUGCUGCAGGGAAGAGAUCGAACACCAGAAGACUGCAUAAACUUCAAAAGGGAACGAAGGAACAAUCGAAAGUGAAAGUAGCCCCAACAACUACGCCUACUACUAUUAUUUACAUGGGGAGAAAGAGGGCGAACUCUCCAAAGAGAGUGAAGGUCCCAGGCAGGAAACAAAACAAACAGAAAACACCCGGUAAUGGUAGUCUCAAAAAACUUGAUGCAAGCAAACAAAAUGAAGUACCCACAACCACGCCUACAAUUGUUUUUGCUAUGGGCAGGAAGAGGGCAAAUUCUCAUCAAAGAGUCAAAGUUCCCGGCAGAAAACAGCACAAACUAAAUACAGUCGAAAGCGACAGUUCCACUGAAGAUGGAAGCGAAGAAGUCUCUCAGCCACCAACUUAUGUGUCCGCUUCAGCGCUGAAGAAAAGAGCUACCUUCAGGGUUUCUCACAUUAUCAAUCAAGGCAUCAGAAGGAAAGACGGAAAGAAUGUGCCAUUCAACAUGGACACCAUUGGAGUUGGUAAGAACGGGAGAAAGUACAACUAACUGAAGAUGCUGGUUCUGAUGUGUUGGAAGAAAAUAACUUUAAAAUAACUAUAUUUGUUAGGAAAAGAAGGCACUUUACGGUUUUAGACAGUAAAUGAUGCAAAAAAAUGAUAACUGCAACAUUUUAGGCACGUUGUUAAAAAAUGAAUCUUAGUUGUGUUCAAAGUAAUUUAAGUAUAUCAGUAAUAAAGGCAUUUUGAAUUAAAAUUGUA